This is a messenger RNA of Acanthaster planci (crown-of-thorns starfish), 2930 nucleotides long. RefSeq names its product photoreceptor outer segment membrane glycoprotein 2-like. Gene Ontology annotation, biological process: visual perception. Lineage: Eukaryota; Metazoa; Echinodermata; Asteroidea; Valvatida; Acanthasteridae. Gene Ontology annotation, cellular component: plasma membrane. The record is from RefSeq and is a predicted model, not a curated record.
GAUAUAAUGGUCAGCGCAGCGAACUGGUCCCAACUUGCGCUAACUUUGCUGGAAAGCGACGACGUGCAAAUUUAUUUGUUUCGUUUAUCUAGUGUUGCCACUUUUCCUACAUCCCAGACCUGCGAAACACGUUUGGCUUAAAGCUCUUAAGGCUAAGAACUGGCGAAUUCAGUCCUUAUCUUGAUUCCGCAGUACACAGCAACUGAUCCUGCAGAAUCCCUGUAGACCUAGGCCCAGAGCGAUCGCAGGGUUGGACGUCGAGGAACUGUUAGUGUUAUGGCCCUUUUGCCGAUUCAAAUCACCGAGCCCAAUCGACGGAGGCUGAGCACCCUGCUUUGGAUUGUGCACUGGAUAUGUGCCAUUUGUGGGCUGACUGUCAUAUCGAUUGGAGUGUACAUCAGGAUUCGUAUACGGGACAAGGUUAAUUUGAUUGAGGGGUACGACGGGAAAGCCCUGCCCUUGAUGCUGAUCAUUGUAGGGGGCAUCACAACCGUCAUCGACCUGGUUGGUGGAAAGCUAUGCGAAAGGAUAGCUGAUUUAUCUCAAAGGGAAAAAUUGAAGUCCUUCCUUCUUCCCUACCUCCUUGUCUUUCUCGUUCUCAAUGUCUGCAUCUUCGUGGCAGGAUGUAUGUGUUUUUCCCAUCGUUUUCACCUCCAUGAAUCUUUUGAUCGUGGAUUGGUGAAGGCCAUGGAGCAGUACAAGAACAAUGAAACAGUGAAAUAUGAGAUCAACCAGCUUCAGAUUGACUUUGAAUGCUGUGGAAAUAACGGCUACGAGGACUGGUUUGCGGUGCAGUGGAUCGGGAUAGAGUAUCUGAGCAACGAUCUUGCAGGAACGAUGACGGGCGGGCAGUACUUGAACGAUGACGCUCCAUACAGCUGUUGUAAAUCCGGGAUGCUACGGCCUUGCAUCCACCACCACGUCCACGACAACGACAGACACUACAACUACGACUACCGCGAGGGACUGACGCUCUACCAACGAGGUUGUAAGCACGCCCUCAUGGACUACUUCACGACCAGGCUGAACCGAAUCGGGUCAAUCAUCCUGGUAGUAUUUGUCUUAAAAUCUGUGAUUUUCAUAGUUCUGCGCUACCUUCAAACGUCCAUCGAAAACGCUUACAAAGAAGACGACCCUGAGGGCACGGCACCCGGCUGGCUCCUUGAAAACAUCCCCUAUUUCACAAAGCAGCCUGAUGCCGUCAAAGAAGAGGAUAAGGAACCGAUUUAUGAGAAUAUACGGUAAACAACUCCUGACCCUUGGUCAAGAAAGACAGAGGAGUCAACGACCUCUCUUUUUUUUUACAGACUGACUGUGUUUGAGAGGUCCUAAACUGUCUUUAAUAUCUACGUUUUAAGGAGCCAGUUCUUAGUAAGCAUUAGAAUUUGGUUUCAAACUUAAUGGCCAUCUUUUGCAACAGAAACGUCAUUGGGAAUAAUGAAAGUUUUGCAGGGCUUACACGUCAGCAGCCUUCCCAUAUUACCUGCCAAUGCCAUAUUCAGGCGGCCGGAAUGCUUACUUGCGAGAGAUUUUGGGGAGGGGACUUAGUACCUACAGGCUCACGAAUAGCCAAUACAUAUUAGAUGCAGAGCAAAGCAGACUAAAACUUGUCAGUAGAAAGUUUCUGCACAGCUCAUUUAAGCGCUAGCCAAAUUCAGGGGAGAGAUACCGAGGAGAACAUAUUGCUCAGCCAAUAUGUGUAGGGAGCAAAAGUAAACUGUGAACCAGUCACAACAUUUUGACUGGUAACUCGCCUUUGCUAAUCAGAAAUUUCCUUGCUUAGCAGAUUUAUGAGCUCAGCAGCUGCACGGAACACGCCAUUUGUGCCUGUCGGACCAGCAAUCGGUCUCGAUCUCGCAGAAACGAGAAACGAGAAAAGGCGAGGAAAAUAAUUUUGUUAUUGACAGGGAGUGAGCAUCACGGUAAUCUUUGAGUGGGUUCGGUGAACUGUAAGGUAGAAAAAAAGAGCAAAGGAAGCUGUUGAUUGAUUGAUUUUAAUGUGAACCGUGCAAAUAGUUGUGGCGAGACUUGAUAGAAAUAGCCGGUGGCGAGUGAUUUUGAUAUUUGCUGUUUUCAUUCUGUGAAGAACGAAGACAGAAUAGGCUGUCACGUCUGAUUUAAACUACAUGUAGAAAAUAAAAAAUGAAAUGAAAACAAUCAUCAAGAGUUCAUGCCCCCAAUCAACAGUUCGUUCGUGAACUUGGAACAAUGAUAUUAAUUACAAAUGGAAGCAUAACAAUAUUCAUGAUAGUAUGAUGAUUAAGCAUGGUUGUAGGUAAUUUGGUUUGGACAAUAAUCUGACUGACAAAAUGCACAUUUACCUGCAAGGAACGAAGACAAUGUGUCAUCACGUCUUCGACCAAAUAAACAGGUCAAAAGUGCUCGAAAUGAAGAAACGAAUGAGGAUUUAAGCAAUCCGCACUAAGGGGAUAAAAGAGUAAGGGGUUACAAAUCCUUCAGUGGCGUAGCGAGGAGAUUUUCUUUGGGGUGUGCCCGAGUCAAAUUUGCCGACUUGUAACUUGUUUGCCAACCUCGUGUCUAGUAAAAUUCACAAAGUGAUCCAUGGUACGCUACCGUGCUUCAGGGGAAAUGCCGACAGUCAACGCAUAUCGUUUAUGUACUAAUUUUGGAUUCAUUUGCCGACCAAAUCCCCAUUUGCCGACUGGAAUUAAUGUGAGGGGGUACCGUACCCCCCCCCCCCACACACACAACCCGGUCGCUACGUCCCUGAUUACAUGACUGAGCAAAGCUAAAGGUGACUCCUAAAAAGAAUCGGACAUUUUCACGAUUGUUAACAUGCUUAGAAAAACACUGAUUGGGUGACUGGGUAAUCAAUUACAAGGUUACAGGACUUAUACAAAAAUCAAAGCUUUGCGAGACCAUGAAGGAAGGACACAGAAGGAGUUACAACUCUGGUGCAUCAAAGUGCU